Corticium candelabrum is the source of this 533-nucleotide messenger RNA. Its product is annotated as ragulator complex protein LAMTOR3-like. Gene Ontology annotation, biological process: positive regulation of TOR signaling; cellular response to amino acid stimulus. The transcript is spliced from 7 exons. Bases 25 to 399 code for a protein of 124 amino acids. Gene Ontology annotation, cellular component: Ragulator complex. NCBI's taxonomy places the organism in Eukaryota, Metazoa, Porifera, Homoscleromorpha, Homosclerophorida, Plakinidae. The record is from RefSeq and is a predicted model, not a curated record.
GUUAUCCGGGUCAUUGCAAUAAAGAUGGCAGAGGAAGUACAGGAGUAUUUCAAACUGAUUCUGCCAACGAUUGAGGGUCUAGAGGCCAUUGUCGUUACAGACAAGGAUGGCAUUCCUAUUGCAAAAGCUAGUUCUGGGUCGGUACCACAGCUGGCAUUGAAACCUGCAUUUUUGAGCACAUUUGCUAUGGCGUCUGAACAGGCUAACAAAUUGGGACUGUCACAGAACAAGAGUAUUAUAUGCAUGUAUUCUGGUCAUCAGCUUGUUCAGUUCAACUAUCAUCCAGUUGUGGUAUCAUUGAUUGCUCAAGAGAGUGCAAACACAGGGUCCCUGUUGGCCGUCGAGAACGAAAUUCAACGAGCCCUUGCUGAAUUGAGGAAUGCAGUUGAAUUCUCGUGAAGAGAGAUUUGUUACGAUAUCAUAGUUAUUGGAAAGACAAUUUGAUUUAAGACUCAUUAGUAGCUUAAUGUCUGAGACUGAUUACUGUGACGUGCGAUAAAUAUAACUGUUUGGUACAAUCCGGGGAAUGACAA